This is a messenger RNA of Cynara cardunculus var. scolymus (artichoke), 1739 nucleotides long. Its product is annotated as putative UDP-rhamnose:rhamnosyltransferase 1. Lineage: Eukaryota; Viridiplantae; Streptophyta; Magnoliopsida; Asterales; Asteraceae. The transcript has a single exon. Gene Ontology annotation, molecular function: UDP-glycosyltransferase activity. The coding region runs from base 203 to 1603 and encodes 466 amino acids. The record is from RefSeq and is a predicted model, not a curated record.
AAAAACAAACAAAAUAUCCAAGCAUAUGUCAUCCGCACACUCAGGACAGUACACCAAAAGAGUAUGCACCCAUCUGCAUAACCUCACUCAUGUAAAGAUUGUGACUACCAAAAGGACAUAUAACCACAACACAAAUACAUAAUACAUAAUACCUUCACAAAGAAAAGUAUGAUACCCUCCUUAUUGAUGUUUAGAAACUUCCAUGGCGACCGAAGAAUGUCACGUGAUGGUAUUCCCAUGGCUAGCUUUUGGCCACAUGCUACCGUUUCUAGAGCUCUCUAAGAAACUAGCAGCAAACGGCAUUAGAAUCUCAUUUGUUUCCACCCCAAGAAAUCUAGAGAGGUUACCCUCCAUUCCUGCACAUCUAUCAGACCUCAUCAAGCUAGUAGAGAUCAUAUUACCAACAGUGGAUGGUUUACCUGACAACUGUGAGGCCACCGUUGAUAUCCAGCAACAUGAAACACAGUAUUUGAAGAAGGCAUACGACAAUUUACAAGCACCAUUCGAGAAGCUGCUUGAAAACGACACCGCACAGUUGAUUCUCAUAGACUUCUCUCCAUACUGGGUUCCUGAGGUUGCGGCUAAGUUUGGGGUAUCUACUGCAUUUUUCAGCGUGUAUACUGCUGCCACUCUGGCGUAUAUGGGCCCACCAGAUGAGUUGAGAUGGGGCCAUAGACGUACAACCCCAGAAGCCUUCACGGUUGCACCAGAUUGGUUCACCUUCCAUUCUCUUGUCUCUCACAGGCCGGAUUAUGCUCCAACAAUGCUUCGGAACUUGCACAUCCCUGAUGAAUCUGGUAAGUCAAGUGGUCAAAGAAUAAGCACAAUUAUUGAAGGAUGCCAGUUUGUAGCAAUUCGAAGCUGUAAAGAGUUUGAAGGAGAAUAUAUCGAUCUUCUUCAAGAGCUAUAUAAAAAGCCAGUCCUACCAGUAGGCAUAUUUCCACCAGAAAGAACAACAGAGAAAGCUGUUGAUUCAAGUUGGUCAAGCACUUUCAAGUGGUUAGACAGGAAAAGGCCGAAAUCAGUGCUUUUUGUAGGAUUUGGGAGUGAGUACAAGAUGCCAAUCGAACAAGUCCAUGAGUUGGCCCACGGGCUUGAACUUUCUGGGAUAUCCUUUAUAUGGAUUUUGCGGAAGCCGAAAGGGGUAGAUAGUUUGGAUCUAUUGCCUUCUAAUUUUGAAUCCCGUGUUUUUGAUAAGGGUGUUGUUUGUCUUGGUUGGGCACCCCAAAUAGACAUACUAGCACACCCUUCAAUAGGAGGAUGUCUUUUUCAUUCUGGUUGGGGUUCUAUUAUCGAAUCACUAGGAUUCGGACACCCAUUGAUUCUCAUGCCUAUGGUAGCAGAUCAAGGCCUCAAUGCUAAACUUCUAGAUGAAAAAGGACUUGGUUAUGAAGUACCGAGAAAUGAAGAUGGUUCUUUUACCAGAGACAUGGUGGCAGAAUCUGUGAAGUUGGUGAUGGGAUCACAAGGAGAACCAAUCAGAGAAAAGGCUUCUCAAAUGCAAUCUACUUUUUGUGACCACACUCUUCAAAAGAAUUACAUAAGUUCGUUUGUUCAUUACUUGCAAAGGUUCAAAAGAACCGAAUCCACAUUGCACGAAUAGGUAAUGGUUAUGUAAUAAUAAGUUUUUCCUCCUUCCCUUGCUUGAAUUUAAAUAAUUAAUAUAGUUACAUAUGUGUUAGAGAGCAAAAAACCCAUCACUAAAAGAGAAGGGAAAAUGUAAAAUAUCAACAAAAAUU